AUGACUAGACCAAAAGAGAGCAAUGGCGUGGCCUUUCUACCUCGCGAACUCUUUUGGAUGAUUCUAGGCUACCUAGAAGCAACCGAAAUAGUCCGAUGUCGCCACGUCUCGCGUGCCUGGAACGAAGCCUUUAGCAACCCGGCCGUCCUACUCGCACUCCUGAAGAAACAUUUUCCAUGGACAGAGGAAGCCAAAAGCCUGGGCUCAGAGACAGCAGUUGAAGGACAAGAUCAAGGCCGUCGUCUUUUCGACCAGGUCGCUUCACGAUACAGUCACCUCGAACGAGGCAAGCCCCGCUCUAUCCAGAAGUACCGCCUUUGCGAUGACUUUGGUAGUUCUGGAGACCGUGAAUGGUAUCAGGUGCAACCAUGGGAGUCGCAUGCCAGUCAUAUGAGGCGUUUUAUUGACCGCCAGUUCUCUGAGGCUUUAUGGACUUUCGAGAACGGCCUGCUGGUCUACCCCAGCGCCGAUCAUCAGUGUCUCGUACUCAUGGAUUUGGAAACGGACCGGCAGUUCAUGGUGCCGUUUAUUAUUCGUGGCAAGGUCGUUCGUCGAGUACGGCUGCAGAAGAGCUUGCUCGUCAUCGAGUGGGCUGAACCGAAGGCCUUCCACUGGUUGAAUGAUAGCGAUGGUGUGCAUCGUCACUUUGCGACCUCAUUUGAUGUGACAAGGGGUGAGAAUCAGGGCUGGACUAUUGUCCCGCGCAAUGAAUGGAAGAUUAUGUUUUUGGGGCAUCCGCUGAGCGAGCGAGAUCGGUUCUUCUCCUCUCAUAGCAACACUCACUAUGUGAUUUACAUAUGGCAGCCAAAUCGCAGCUUGUACACCGCCGACGAGGAUGCGCCCAUUGAGUCUUUGUUUGUCUGGGACAUAUCGAAACGAUCAUCAUAUCGACCUUCACUGGAUCCCACAGGACGACUGAGAGAUGACUCGCCUGAUGACUCUCCAUCAAUUGUGGCACGAUUCGGAUUCCGAGACCUGGAGUUCUUCGACAUCCGACAACGAGGCUGCCCAAGCAUUCAGCGAUUGGAGAUUACGGAUGAUGCCCAGGCGGUCGAAGUUACAGAAAACGUUUCCGUUGGGCCGGAAGACCAACCGCCCGACCUAUUCGGGCUUCCUCAGCCUGUUACUACAAGCAUUCCUCUAGUCGGAAAUGGGCCCCAUUGGCGCCGGGAUUUCGAGGGAGUUUUACCGCCUUACCGUGGGAACUGCAGCAUGCAGGCAGAGAGUAUGAAACUUGAUGGGUAUAUCAUGAGGGACCCUUGGUUUGGUAUCAUUUCUCAAGUGACUGUACUCGAGCCUCAUCUUGGAUUUUGUCUUCACUUUGAUACCUGGACGUGGGUACAAAAUCAGACUACCUAUUUGAGCAUCCAAACACCUCGCUCGAGCGUUACUUGUGACAAUUGGGAUUUUGUCGGCAGGGGGAAGCUCGCUGGUAGCGAGAAAUAUCUUAUGGGCGAGAAUUGCAAUCGAGAGCUAGUGGUUUACCGGUUUGAUAGAUGA
Molecule: messenger RNA, 1500 nt
Organism: Penicillium egyptiacum
Lineage: Eukaryota; Fungi; Ascomycota; Eurotiomycetes; Eurotiales; Aspergillaceae
Source: the annotation of a GenBank genome assembly